Messenger RNA from Iphiclides podalirius (scarce swallowtail), 264 nucleotides. NCBI's taxonomy places the organism in Eukaryota, Metazoa, Arthropoda, Insecta, Lepidoptera, Papilionidae. The record is from the annotation of a GenBank genome assembly.
AUGAACUUAAGCGAGGCGUCCGUUCAAUUCACCGAACAAAGGCGUCUGUGCACUCGGCGAGAUAUGAAUAUCCAGGCGAAAGAGGCCAAUUAUGAGCGAAAGAGGCCUCGCGGCCGCGUCAAACGCAGGCCGCCUCUUGCCGCGAGGCGGAAAUUGCCGCCGCCAUCUUGCCUGCGGACCGGAAGCGCGCCAAAUUAUCGCGGCAAUGCGGUCCGCACAGCCGUCGAGGGCCUCUACAUUGAUUGCGCGAGGUGCAAUGAUUGC